CGCACGACGACGCGCGACACGACGCAACAUGGCCGUGGAAGUACCACUUGUUAAAGAAAUUGAAAAACAUCAAUGUUUAUACAACUUCAACAUGCCGGAGUACAACAGGAAAGAUGCACACGACGACGUCUGGGCCGAAGUCGCGGCUAAUGUCAACUUAACAGUCGCCGAAUGUAAAGACAAAUGGAAGAACAUACGGUCCUCUUUCGUUCGAAGUUUAAAGUAUACCGAAGGGAAGAUGAAAAAGCCGUACUAUUUGAGCAACUACCUACAGUUCAUUUUGCCAUAUCUCAAACCAAUAACUGGUAAUAUUGACAUCAAUCUUUCUGAGCCAUCUGAUGGAGAAACACUCGAGAAUACGUCUAUUGAUGACAAUUUGGGGAUCAAAAUUGAGCUUUUGGACGGAGAACAGAUGAGUUUGGACACGUUAGAUGCUCCUGUAGUUAUUGAAAAUCCUAUAGAGUUACAAACGGAGAGACCCGGUAUACGGAAGCGGAGACGACAGACGAUAGCAAUGAAACACAACCCCACAAACUAUCGCAACAAAAGCAAAAGGCUGCUUCAAACAAUAACCACUCCGCGGACAGAUAACUCUUCAAUGAAAUACUUCCUACUCAGUUUGUUAUCAGAAUUCGAUUCAAUGAGCGAAGAACAAGUGAGAACGUUCAAAAUUAAAGUCAUGAUGCUAAUAGACGAUAUAAAAUCGACCAAAUCACAGUUGAAGCAGGAAUUCACAUCUGCAAAGGAAAAUGAAAGGUUACAGAAGCGACUGAUAAAUCUUUUAUUGAAAAAAAUUGAAAAUUCCUCAUAGCUUUAAUUAAAAUUUUAAGUUAAGAAAUAAGUACCUACUUACUUACUAAA
This is a messenger RNA of Pectinophora gossypiella (pink bollworm), 861 nucleotides long. RefSeq lists its product as uncharacterized. The coding region runs from base 29 to 811 and encodes 260 amino acids. NCBI's taxonomy places the organism in Eukaryota, Metazoa, Arthropoda, Insecta, Lepidoptera, Gelechiidae. Gene Ontology annotation, biological process: regulation of transcription by RNA polymerase II. The transcript is spliced from 2 exons. Gene Ontology annotation, molecular function: DNA binding. The record is from RefSeq and is a predicted model, not a curated record. Gene Ontology annotation, cellular component: nucleus; transcription regulator complex.